UCGAUCAUGUAAUUGAAUUGAAAAGGGUACCACCGCUCACCAGAAUUUACUCAUAUACAAGGAAAAAAGAAAAGGGUGUGCUUUUGAUCUUUGAUCAGGUGAGUGGAAGAGCAUGAAGUUUUGCAAGAGCUUAAGCAUAUUGAUCGAAGAAGCUUUGCCUGAUUGGAGGGAUAAGUUUUUGCCGUACAAGGAUUUGAAGAAGCAGCUGAAGUUGAUUUACCCCAAGGAUGGAAACGACAAGCAGCCUAAUAAACGUCCCAGAUUGGAUUCAACUUUUAAGGAGGAGGAGGGCGAGGUUGCCAAGGAGGUGAUGGAUUUCGUUUUUCUGUUGGAAGCUGAGGUUGAGAAAUUUAAUGCCUUUUUUGUUGAAAAAGAAGAGGAUUAUGUUAUCAAAUGGAGGGAGCUGCAGGACAGAGCAGUAAAGGCCAAAGCAUCAGACGGGGAGUUAAUAGAAGUGGGGAGGGAGAUAGUGGAUUUUCAUGGAGAGAUGGUUCUGUUGGAGAAUUUCAGUGCCCUUAACUAUACAGGACUAGUGAAGAUAAUAAAGAAAUACGACAAGCGAAGUGGUGCUCUUGUUCGCUUGCCCUUCAUUCAAAAGGUCUUGCAACAACCUUUCUACAGGACUGAUGUUCUUAACAAGCUUGUGAAGGAGUGUGAGAUGGUGCUCGAACGCCUUUUCACCAUGAAUGAGCCAUUGGCCUCAACUGAAGCAACCGUUGAGAAGCAAACCAACAAGACAGAAUGCCAAUCCAAUACUUAUAGCAGAAGUAUCAAAAGCUCACUCAAAGUCCCGAAAGAACUUGCAGAAAUUAAGGAUAUGGAGAACAUGUAUAUGAAGCAAACCUUGUCAGCACUACACGUCUUGAAAGAGAUCCGAAGUGGAAGCUCAACCGUGAGCAUGUUCUCACUGCCGCCUUUGCAAAAUCACGCGUUAGACGAUCGGAAGAAGAUCACAGUGUUAGAACAGGCAGCCAAAUAAGUUCCCACUUUUUUUUACCUUGUGUAUUUUAAACAUAUACUGCUGCAAGAUCCUAACCAAGCUCUGUAUCCUAAAUCCAAUUUCUAGUUGGAACUUGUAUGACACCUUUUCCUAAACGAUUUUAAAUACCAGAACAUGUGGUAUUGAUUUUA
Messenger RNA from Hibiscus syriacus, 1131 nucleotides. Its product is annotated as SPX domain-containing protein 1-like. NCBI's taxonomy places the organism in Eukaryota, Viridiplantae, Streptophyta, Magnoliopsida, Malvales, Malvaceae. Gene Ontology annotation, biological process: cellular response to phosphate starvation. The record is from RefSeq and is a predicted model, not a curated record. The transcript is spliced from 3 exons. The coding region runs from base 113 to 979 and encodes 288 amino acids.